Microbotryum saponariae is the source of this 3321-nucleotide messenger RNA. Lineage: Eukaryota; Fungi; Basidiomycota; Microbotryomycetes; Microbotryales; Microbotryaceae. The record is from the annotation of a GenBank genome assembly.
AUGAUCCCGAAAAUGAUCAACAAAAGAAGAAGAACGGCUGGACCAGGAGUCGAACCUGGGUCGUUUCCAUUAAUCGGAAAAGCUUUGACCUCUAAGCUAUCCGGCCCCUGAUAUCAGUGCAAGGUCUACUAACACCUUCAAUAUAGAGGUCGAUGAGGAUCAGGAGGCGCUGGGUAUUGCUUCACGGCACGCGCAGUCGCUCUUCACGCCGGACCCAGCUCGUGGCGACCCGACGAACGCACGCCGGUCCCUGCUCGACCCUAUUCGCGCAGCGAAAUGCUACGAUGACGACCGCUCGGACCCUACGUUCGGUCGUCGGCUGCCUCGUCAAGCGAGAGUGGCGCUUGACGAGCCCUUCACCCUCCUCGAGGUUGAAGCGGCGUUGAAGAAGACGGAUUCGGGGCGAUCACCGGGGCCCUCGGGCAUUCCGUACGAGCUCUUCAAGGCGCUGCCAACCUACUUUGCUCCCAAGCUGUUGGACUUGUUCAACUCGAUUUGGGAGGGCGGCAAAAUGACGGCGUCCUUGGCAGAGGGGCUGGUGCGGCUCUUGCCCAAGAAUAAACCGGGGGCCAAUCUGAAAUCACUGGGGGCAUACCGACCGAUCACAUUGCGCGAGACGACCUACAAGGUCCUCAGCAAGGUCUUGGUGGCGCGACUCAAUGGGGUGCUCGGCGAGCUUUUGCCGCCGGCGCAACACGGCUUCAUGCCAUCAAGACGUUCAGCGGACGCGGGAAGUCAUCUCACUCUCCUUCUCGAAAAACUCAAGUCGCUAGGCACUGAUGUUUUCCCCGAGGGCGCCCUCUUGUCUUUGGAUCAGCAGAGCGCGUACGAUCGGGUCGAUCACGCCUGGAUCUUCGAGGUCUUUGAGGCCUUUGGGUUCGGUGAGCGUUUCAUCUCGCUGCUGCGCGCUCUCUACGAUCCCGAGACUCUGGGGGUGCGCUACCUUGUCAAUGGGUUCCCCACGGACUUGGUGCGGUUGCUGUGUGGUCUCGGUCAGGGGGAUCCCCUCUCGUGCCCGGUUUGGAACAUCACGUUCCAGCCCUUCCUCGACGCCCUCGUUCGGCGCGGGAUCGCGCUCGACCUGCAGAAGGUGUGGCCAGGGGGGCCGCGUGCGCAGCUUACGCAUCUGGCGUUUGCCGACGAUGCUGUGGUGGUGGUGGAGUCACCGGCGGCAUUGUCGAAGCUGCAAACGCUGUCGCAGACGUGGUACGAGGCUACCAACGGGAAGACCAACACGGACAAGACGCUGGUGCUACCACUCGGACCGAACUGGCUUCGGGACGAGACUGCGCAGGCGCUGCCAACGGUGCAGGAGGGGGAGAGCUUCAAGUGGUGCGGCUAUGCCUUCUUUCGCCACGGUGACUCGAAACUGUUUUGGACCCAUGUUCUUGACAGGAUCAAGGCCAAGACCCGCGCCGCUCGAGACCGGACACUUUCGCCGAGUGGGAAGGUUUUCUAUGCCAACGCUCACAUCAUCUCGACGGUCCUCCACGUGCUGUCCUUCGACAUACCGCCUCAAUGGUUCAUUAAGGCGGCGGAGACGGCACUUACGGACUUUGUCUGGGGAGGAGCAGGGCGAAAUACCGUCGCUCGCGAUUUCGUGUUCCAGGCUCGGGAGGACGGUGGCUUGGGUUUGAUUUCGAUUGGCGACAUCGUUCAUUCGGUGGCGCUUCGAUUUUGGGAUGCUGUGGCGGGCUCGGACGAGGCGAUCUGGGCGCCCCUAGCUCGCGAGAGCUGGAGGUGCCUCGUCGCUGUGACCCGCGAUUUCAGUCCGUGGGGGUUCUUCAGCAGCACGGCUCGGGUCGAGAAGCUGUAUCGCGACUCGACGCGCUGGGGGGCAGUCGUUGCAGCGGCCAGGGUCACAGUUCCAACCAUCAAGUCCGAACUCCUUACGCUUCCCGAAUUGCUCUCGCUUCCGCCUCGCCUCCCUUCACUCUAUGCUGAAGGUGCCCAGCACGCAUAUGACGAUGCGGACGCGGUGGCGAAGUUUGCGCAGAUCGCGGACCUGUACUGGAGGGACGAAGGGAAGGGAUGGGCUCUGGUUGGUCAUCGACGCGGGUUCUGGCAGCACUCUAAGGAACCCGCCCUACAGCACGAGCACGUGUGGUCGCGCGUGGGUCAGUUGCUCAAGGCGAAAGCGUUGCUGCCCAAGACCGCGUUGCGACCUGCUCGGAUACCUCUCAAGGAGGCUCCCCGUCCUCGGUGCUUCAACUUCUUUGGGCUCUCCCGACCUUUUACGAUUCGCAAGCUUCGUCGGCUUGUGAACAAGGUGCGGUUCCCAGGGAGGGAGGACCGUGUCAAGCGUUUCCCUGAUGGGACUUCUCAGAGCGAUAGGAAGCGCUUCUGGAGAUGGCUUCAUGACCGGUUCGCGUCUGCUGUCGAGCAGGACACCCACUGGCGGCUCAUGUACGACGUGACGCCGACGCGCAAGAGGCAGCAUACUCAGGGUCAUGCCUCUUCGCCGACGUGUCUGUUCUGCGGCAACGAUGCAGCGGUCAUCGAGACGGUGUCCCACUACUUUUUCGAGUGCGCGUACUCGACCAGCUUCUGGGGUGGGGUGCUACGCAUUCUGCUUGACAAGCUCGGCAUCGAGGAUACCGACGUCGAUCCGUCGACGUUCACUCCGGAGCAGCUGACUAUGGGGCUCCCCCUUUUGCGGGGUCGUGGGAGAACGACCUCGAAAUGGAUGUGGGUUCGGCUGGCCUGCGCGAUCGGUUUCCAGCGGCUGCACCUGCUCCGCUGGCGCGUUCAUCAGCGGUUCGAGCUGGACAACGUCAUGGCCUCUCCCUCGCUUCCCAGUGCGCUCAGAGCGUUCGAGCGAGAUUUUCUCUCUCGAGCGGGCUUUGUGCCUGGGGCUCGAGAUUGGGAGGUGUGAUGACCGAGUUAAUGGAAGGCUGCGCACCUCUCCCUCUCUCUACUUUGUGCAGUAGCGGUUUUCGUUCUUGGAUGGAUCGGCAAGCCGGGUCGAUCGUCGUUGCGUUGGAGGCUUUGUGAAGUUCUCCCCUCUCUUUCCCCCCCUUUCUCCCUUCUCUUCCUCAUCUCGUUCCUGUUGCUCGGUUGUUGACUACGCUUCAGCCACUUCUCCUUUUAUUCCUAAGCCGUGUGUUGGAUUCCGUCGAAUAGAUCGUUCGUUCGCGUUGGUCAAGAUCUACGGCAUGGAUCGGGAAGAAAGAUCGCUCGUUUUUUUGGUCAAUAUCCUCGCGUCAAGGCGAGGCUCGUUUCGUUGUAUUGGAUCGUUUUCGCUCGGCCCCGACGGCUCAACAGCCAGCACUCGAGACUCAGCCAAGGGAGGACAUCAGGCGCUGUCGGGGUGACGAGUAG